CACAAACAGAGAGGGAAAAAAAAUGGCAGUCUCUUUUCGCUCCAUCUUCACAAACAAGAAUCCAAUCUCUUCCCUAAUCCCUUUCUCACCAACCCAUUUCCCAAAACCGCCAAUUUCGCCAUUUCCAACCCUAAAUUCACGGCCCCAUCUCCCCAAUUACGCCUUCUUGACAUGCCAAUCCCGCGUUUUCCCCCUCAGAAAGGCCACCGCCUCUUUUGGCGACCUCCAAAUUGACUGCGGCAAGGGCGGCGCCGGCUCCAGCACUUUCAAUUUCGACGAUCUUCUCUCCAAUCUUGAAUUCUUGAGCCUAACUAUCUCGGCUGCGGUCUCGUUGUAUGCGGCAGUGAGCUUCGGAUUGCAAAAGGGGGCGCUUCUUUGGUGGAUUGGGAGCAAGGUUUUUGUGUGGCAGUGUGUGGUGUUGGUGGCGAGCGUCGUGGUUGGGGCGGUGAUACGGCGGCGGCAGUCGCGGAGGGUGUGCGGGCCCGGGUUCUCGAAGGGGGCUAAUUUGUUGGGGAGAGUGGAGAAAUUGGAGGAGGAUUUGCGGAGCUCGGCGUCCCUCAUUCAGGCUCUGUCGAGGCAGCUUGAGAAGCUCGGUGUUCGGGUUCGGGCCGCCCGGAAAUCUCUGAAAGAGCCGAUCUUUGAGACUGCGGCGUUGGCACGGAAGAACUCUGAGGUCACUCGAGCAUUGGCAGCACGUGAAGACGUUUUGGAGAAGGAACUCGGGGAGAUUCACACUGUUCUGCUAGCUAUGCAGGAACAACAAGAGAAAGUGCUGAACCUCAUCCUUGCUACCGGAAAAGCUAGGAAUCUGUUGAAUAGCAAACCUACACAAAUUAUCAACCCUAACAAACCAGAGGCUUCAAACUCAUCAUCAAUGGACAGCGAACACAACACAGAAAUAAGCAACAAACUCGAGACUCUGGAUGUUGCGAAUGCGAGCCAAUAAACACCGAGCCUCGUCUGAAUCUGUGGUUUUGUUUUUUGAUAGUCGAAAGAAAAUUGAUUAGAUCUUGUUGUUAUAACUGGACAUAGGGAGCUAAUAGCCCUAUGUUUAGUAUGUUCGUUGUAACAUUUCAUCAAUAUAAAUUUGUUGGAGGAGAGAACGAUGCUAUAAAUGAAAUGCAGCAUCAAAUAUUCAUAGUAGUCAA
Salvia hispanica is the source of this 1148-nucleotide messenger RNA. RefSeq lists its product as uncharacterized. Gene Ontology annotation, cellular component: chloroplast envelope. Lineage: Eukaryota; Viridiplantae; Streptophyta; Magnoliopsida; Lamiales; Lamiaceae. The record is from RefSeq and is a predicted model, not a curated record.